CGAAAACCCUACAGGAGAGAGUAUAAAACCCUCAGCUGCUCUGCUCCUAAGGACACACAAAACAAAACCAAAGGCAAAAAAAAUGUUAAAUUCACUUUGCUUCAUCUUUGUAAUCCUCUUUGUCUUCUCCCCUUUUGCAUCCUCUACCUUAUUGUUCCAGGGUUUCAACUGGGAAUCAUCCAAAAAGGCUGGUGGAUGGUACAAUUUUCUCCGGAACUCUGUUUCCGAUAUCGCUGCCGCCGGUGUUACUCAUGUUUGGCUCCCACCGCCCUCCCAGUCAGUCAGUCGCGAGGGAUACUUGCCGGGAAGGCUAUAUGAUCUCGAUGCAUCGACGUAUGGAUCUCAGGCCGAAUUGAAGUCAUUGAUUGAUGCUUUCCAUCAAAAGGGAGUCAAAUGCGUUGCUGACAUUGUGAUAAACCAUAGAACAGCCGAGAGGCAAGAUAGCAGGGGUAUAUACUGCAUUUUCGAAGGUGGAACUUCCGAUGAUCGACUAGAUUGGGGACCAUCCUAUAUUUGCAGAGAUGAUCUCAUCUAUGGUGAUGGCACCGGGAAUCUCGACAGCGGAUUGCUCUAUGAACCUGCCCCGGAUAUUGAUCAUCUCAAUCCGGUGGUACAAAAUGAGUUAUCAGAUUGGUUGAAUUGGUUAAAGACUGAAAUUGGAUUCGAUGGAUGGCGAUUCGAUUUUGUAAGAGGGUAUGCCCCGAGCAUAUCCAAACUCUAUAUGGAUCGAACUGCUCCGGACUUUGCUGUCGGGGAGAAAUGGGAACAGUUAAACGAAGGACAAGAAGAUUCACACCGUGCUGACAUAAAAGAUUGGGUUGAAGCUGCCGGAGGUGUUGUGACUGCAUUCGAUUUCACUACGAAAGGGAUUCUGAACGACGCGGUGCAAGGGAAGUUAUGGAGAUUGAAGGAUUCGAAUGGAAAACCUCCUGGACUGAUUGGAAUUCUACCUCAAAAUGCUGUAACUUUCAUUGACAACCAUGACACUGGAUCCACACAAAAUCAAUGGCCAUUCCCAUCUGAUAAAAUAAUGCAGGGAUAUACUUACAUCCUAACCCAUCCUGGCAUCCCAUCCAUAUUUUAUGAUCACUUAUUCGAUUUCGGGUUGAAGGACGAGAUUAAUAGACUGGUGGCAAUCAGGAAUAAGAAUGGGAUUCAAAGCACAAGCACGGUUAAUAUUCUGGCAGCGGAAUCUGAACUUUAUAUUGCUGCCAUUGAUGAUAAAAUCAUAAUGAAGAUUGGACCAAAGAUGGAUCUUGGAAACCUUGUUCCUUCCAGUUACCAGCUUGCUACCUCUGGUAAUAACUAUGCAGUAUGGGAGAAGAAGUGACCAAAUUGAAUAAAUGAUUUAAAAACAGACACAAAUUGUCAUUUCAGAUUAUGUUCUAAAGACUGGCCAUUUGUUGUAUCUUUAACAACUAGGAAAAAUUCUGCUUUUCCAUGUAAAGAAUAAAUCUAAUAAUUUAUGAAUUAUUACUGCUU
Molecule: messenger RNA, 1482 nt
Organism: Hibiscus syriacus
Lineage: Eukaryota; Viridiplantae; Streptophyta; Magnoliopsida; Malvales; Malvaceae
Product: alpha-amylase-like
Exons: 4
Coding region: 83-1330 (415 amino acids)
Biological process (GO): carbohydrate metabolic process
Molecular function (GO): alpha-amylase activity; calcium ion binding
Source: RefSeq, a predicted model, not a curated record